Messenger RNA from Octopus sinensis (East Asian common octopus), 739 nucleotides. RefSeq names its product polyubiquitin 11. Gene Ontology annotation, molecular function: protein tag activity; ubiquitin protein ligase binding. The record is from RefSeq and is a predicted model, not a curated record. The coding region runs from base 1 to 693 and encodes 230 amino acids. Gene Ontology annotation, biological process: modification-dependent protein catabolic process; protein ubiquitination. Gene Ontology annotation, cellular component: cytoplasm; nucleus. The transcript has a single exon. NCBI's taxonomy places the organism in Eukaryota, Metazoa, Mollusca, Cephalopoda, Octopoda, Octopodidae.
AUGCAGAUAUUUGUCAAGACACUUACUGGAAAAACCAUUACUCUCGACGUUGAGUCCACUGACUCGAUCGACAACGUCAAAGCCAAGAUACAGGACAAAGAAGGGAUCCCUCCUGACCAACAGAGGCUCAUCUUUGCUGGGAAACAGCUUGAGGAUGGAAGAACUCUAUCUGACUACAACAUCCAGAAGGAAUCAACUCUGCACUUGGUUUUGAGGCUACGUGGAGGAAUGCAAAUAUUCGUAAAGACACUCACUGGAAAAACCAUUACUCUCGACGUUGAGGCCACUGACUCGAUCGACAACGUCAAAGCCAAGAUACAGGACAAAGAAGGGAUCCCUCCUGACCAACAGAGGCUCAUCUUUGCUGGGAAACAGCUUGAGGAUGGAAGAACUCUAUCUGACUACAACAUCCAGAAGGAGUCAACUCUCCACUUGGUAUUGAGGCUACGGGGAGGAAUGCAAAUAUUCGUAAAGACUCUCACUGGCAAGACAAUCACCCUCGAAGUAGAAUCCACUGACUCGAUCGACAACGUUAAAGCCAAGAUACAGGAUAAAGAAGGGAUUCCUCCAGAUCAACAGAGGCUUAUUUUUGCUGGGAAACAGCUGGAAGAUGGGCGGACUUUAUCUGACUACAACAUUCAGAAGGAGUCUACCCUUCAUCUGGUUUUGAGACUCCGUGGGGGUUCUCAAUAGUUAUAUCUCUAACCUUCUUUCCUGGUUUCUUUACUAAUACAUGGUU